Octopus sinensis (East Asian common octopus) is the source of this 3311-nucleotide messenger RNA. Its product is annotated as probable serine/threonine-protein kinase DDB_G0281745. Bases 1761 to 2627 code for a protein of 288 amino acids. The record is from RefSeq and is a predicted model, not a curated record. NCBI's taxonomy places the organism in Eukaryota, Metazoa, Mollusca, Cephalopoda, Octopoda, Octopodidae. Gene Ontology annotation, biological process: autophagy; peptidyl-serine phosphorylation; protein autophosphorylation. Gene Ontology annotation, molecular function: ATP binding; protein serine/threonine kinase activity. Gene Ontology annotation, cellular component: cytoplasm; autophagosome. The transcript has 2 exons.
UUAUUUUUUACUUGCAGGAUCUCGAAGGGAGAGUGCUCAUCCUAGAUUUGAAGACAACACUCUAAUCGACCCCACCUCCAUUGUGCUGGUUACUUAGUCUGCAUAUGAGGUGGGAACUCAAAGUGAAGUCAAACAUGGAAGAACAAAGAACCAGAACGAACGUGGCUUGUUGAAAACUAAACAGACACCGCCAUAAAUACAAUCUAACCAACCGAACGUUGUUAUUGUUGCCAUUGUCCUUAUUCAGCACCUUAUAAUCCUUGAUCGAGCAAACUGUCUGUCAUACGUACCCUACCCUUGAUAGUCCUGUCUUUAAUUAUUCAGAUGGUGUGUACUAAUGGCUACGUUAUUCGAAUUGAGCUUUUCAAAAAUAAUGUCGGAUGUAAUUUCAUAGAGAAAUUUUGACUGCUAUUUCUGGCAGAUCGAGUAACUGAGACCCACACAUUGAUUUCCUUUUUCUUUUCGUUUUUUUUUUGCCCAGACAAAUAACGAAGAACACGAUAGCAAAGAACAAAUGUGAUAACAAAGAUACCAUCUUAACUGAUACCUAUACCAUAGGUUAUCAACAUACAUGCUCACAUACAUACAUACAUACAUACAUACAUACAUACAUACAUACACACAUACAUAUAUGCGCGCACUUAUAUCGAACAGUGAGUAUGAGUGCUAAACACCGUAUUAGUGGAUAAAUGUUCUUCAUUUGUGGGAUAAGAAGGCUACCAUUGGUUUCAUGCUGAGAGAAAUCUCUCUCAACAAAUUAUCAAACCUGCCACGGAGAACGUUGGUACUCGUCUUGAUAUUCUAGAAACUAAAUUAUUAUUUCUGCGGUGAGAUAUUAUUUGUUAUUGUUCCCUGCAGGAUCAGUCACCCCAUGAAAUUGUAACCCAGAUUAUUUUAGAUUCCGUGUCAAGAGCUCAUGUUAAUUUCUAGUUUUUUUUUUUUUUUUCAUUUUUAUUAGAAUAACACCUGCCAUUUUUAUGUUUUUUUGCAAAGAACAUUUUUCUGUAAUUUCCACCAAAAGAAAUUAUCAAUUAAUUAAUAUCAUUCGAUUUAUUUUUCUCCUUUGAUUGGUACUUUUAGAUUUUAAACGUACCCUCUUGAGUUUUUCUCAACUAAUUGCAUGGAUAGUUAACCGAAGUUUUUCAACUCGUUACACAACACAUCUGUUGCUCUACCGUUACUUACAUUUAAAGACACCCAGGUGUACGCACCCUUAACACACACACGCUCUCUCUCUCUCUCUCUCUCACACACACACACGUGCAUAUAUAUAUAACCUAGUUGAGAACCCCUUUCAAUGUCUUCUCCAAAGACAGUUACAAUUGCAGUCCUAUCUUAUUUGUUGCUAUAAAAAAAAACUUUAUAGACUUCAAAUGAAUCUGGAUAUAAUUACCAUCAUUGUUAUUGCGAUUUAAAUAAUUGAGUCCGAAAUAAUAACAUCAACAACAACAACAGCAUUAAUAAUUGUUUCCAUUUGGGGCACAAAGCCAGAUAUUAAGAGGGGAGAGUAAUACGGUUACAUUGAUCCCAGCGCCUGACUUGUAGUUUUCUUACCAACCCCGUAGUGAUGAAAAACAAAGUUAACCACGGCAUCAACUACUACUAAUACAAAUACAAAUAAUAAUAAUAAUAAUAAUAAUAAUAAUAAUAAUAAUAAUAAUAAUAAUAAUAACAACAAUAACAAUAAUAAUAAUAAUAAUAAUAAUAAUAAUAAUAAUAAUAAUAAUAAUAAUAAUAAUAAUAAUAAUUUCUACAGUACAAUGGGUUCUAAAUUUUGGAAAACUGUUAAAAAGAUCCAAAUUGCCACUGGCGUUCAUCCUUACAGAAAUUUAGAUUUGGAAAAUAUAACCUUACCGAUCUUGGAUAUGGAGUUUCGUUACAUAUCACGAAACGACGGACAAAAAGAGUUGGUUGGCAAGGGUACAUACGGCCGAGUCUACCUGGGUCGCUGCAAAGGGAUGCCGAGCUUGGUAGUAGUGAAAUGCUUCAAGAACAAAGACAUGAAGGAAAUUUGCGCCGAAGCUAAAAUUAUGAGCCAUUUAUCAGAAACAAGGGUGGUGCCGAAAUGUUUCGGUUUGAUCCAGGAUGAAAAUUCAGAAAUACAACCGUGCUUAGUUCAAGAAUAUUUCGGACAAGGUGUUACCCUCUCAAAAUUUCUCUGUGAUUUGCGUAUUACGCUUAAGAGCAAAAAUUGUAUAGGUAUCUGUUUACAACUUUCUCGUGGAUUAAAGAAAAUACACGCUCAAGGCAUUUUAUUAAAUGAUAUUAAAACUGAUAACAUACUUAUAGAUCGAUACACUAUCGAUUUACAAAUUCGCUUUAUAGAUUUUGGGUGUGCUAGCACCCUGAAAGGAAUAUCGUUUGAUAUUUCGGAAAGUGAAAGCUGUUACCAUGUUGCCCCCGAGGUCAAAGCAAAACAACCAACCAGUACUUCGUCUGAUGUGUUCAGUCUGGGUCAUGUCUUUGAUGCAAUUCAGGACCUGAUGCGGGUGGAAUGUCUCGUUCCCCUCGUGAACAGCUGCACCAUGGACAACCCUAAAAAGCGCAUCAGACUUCAAGAUCUCGUCGAGGAUCUCAAAUCUCUUCACCACAAGAUAUUUUAUAGAGAAAUGAGAAACUGGGAUUAAAAAUGCAAACAUGCACGCGCGUGCAUACACACACAUACAUAUAUUCACACGCACCUACUUAUAUGCAAGCGUACAUUCGCACAUACAGUUUUAUAUAUAUAUAUAUAUAUAUCGGUGGAUUUCUAUUCUUUAUUUGUGAAUUAAAAAAACGUUACCAUUAGUUUCAUGUGGAAAACAUUCCAUAAUCUUCACAUGAUCCAAAAUAGUAUUCUCAUCUAAAAUAAAGGUGAUUACCAGCAGUUUUAAGUGGAUCGUUUGAAGAGUGUGUUAUUAAUCCACAAAUACUAUAUAUAUAUAUAUAUAUAUAUAUAUAUAUAUAUAUAUAUACACGCACACACCUACACACAAGGGAUAUUAUACAAAGAAACAAAUUAUAUUUUUUAAAAGCCCAAGGUGUGCAUUGAUCUCCCAUGCUUCAGCACAGAAUACAAUACCGGAGUGCCUUCAAUUUAUACGUACAUUUAUAUAUUCUUAAUUUGUUCUCAAAACCUUCCAGUUUGUUUGACAUUAAUAGCACUAUUUAAAAAGAGGCUAUACAUAUGAGAACGCAUCUAGCGGUGCCACUUGUUUAUAUGUUUUCAACAUAUUUAUAUUGGAGGAGAGAUAUAUUAUCUUUCCAAUUCUCUGAGAUGAAGCAAAAUAUUUCUUGGAAAAUAUUAAUAAAUAUAUUUAUUUAUGUUUUUU